CCAAGCUUUUCAAAUCGGCCAUUUUGUUAAUUGAUGAUGUUUUUCAUUAGUUUGGUUAUCAUAACUAAAGUGUUUAAAAAUAAAUAAAGUGUUAAUUAUAAAUAUAUAGUGUACCUUUCAAAAGUAUUUUCUAAAUACUUAAUAAUGCAAUCAAAUAGUGGGGCGAAAAAUCCGCCUUGGGCGAGAUCAAAUGUGAAUACAAACAUUACCGGCAUAAACCCGCAAAUAAUGGAUCCGAAUUCAAUGAUGACACAACAAGGCAUGAUGCCUUUUCAACAAACACAAACAGUAUUUAAUACUGGCAUGAUGCAAGCUCAAAGUGGUAUAGGAAUGCCGAUGGCAGGACAAAUGCAAAUGAAUCAAAUGACUCAAGGUCAGAUGUACCCGGGCAAUGUUGUUGCGUACCCAGCACCACGUGGUAUGAACCCGGGUUUGUAUCAAAACGCACAACCUAAUCAACCACAACAGGGAACUGAACAGCGGGUAUUUACGGGCACAGUCACUAAGACUCAUAAUGAUUUUGGUUUUGUUGAUCAUGAUGUUUUCUAUCAAACAUCUGUUUGUGCAAAAGGUAUUAUACCUAAGAUCAACGAUCGGGUGCUAGUUGAAGCAACUUAUAACUCUAACAUGCCUUUCAAAUGGAAUGCUACCCGUGUACAAGUUUUGCCGAAGUCUAAUCAUACUCAGAAAUCGAAUCCUCCUAAAUCUAGUUCUUACAAUGCUGUGCCUCCACCAUCGUCCAAAAAGCCUUUGCCAUCGCGACGUGACGAACGGCCGUCGCGCAGAGAGGAAAGGAAACGAUCUCGAACAAGGAGUCGUUCACGAUCCCGUGAACGACGUGACAGUCGCAACCGUAGAGAUUCUCCACCACGUAAACGUCCAGUUGUCCAUCAGCCAUCACCCGUGAAGUAUGUUCGAGUUCCUCGGAUGCCACUUGAUAUUCAUAAAGCCGAUGUACCUGGACUAUCACAGAGGUAUAACAAUCUAUAUAUACCAUCUGAUUUUUUCAAUGCACAUGUAAGAUGGGGAGAAACAUUCCCACCACAAGCACCAUUUUCACUCAAUAAUCCAUGUUCAUAUCAUAUUAUGAGCAAAGAGACGGAAAAUCCAAACCGUAAUGAUUCUGUUCUGGAACCACCUGAUGCUGAUUAUAGAUUUUCAGCCAAGGUGAUGUUAAUCAGCAUGCCAACUUUGGAAUCUCUCUAUCAAAAGUGUGGUCUAACAAGAGGAGAUGAUAAAGAUAAACGAGUGACUAAAUCACCGUUGCAUCCCACGCGAUUGAUCAAGUUUCUUGUAGGACAGAAGGGGAAAGGAGGUGAAAAUUUUGCAAUAGGUGGUCCUUGGAGCCCUUCCUUAGAUGGUGAAAAUCCUCAGUCCGAUCCUGGAGUGUUAGUGAAAACUGCAAUACGUACAUGCAAGGCACUCACAGGCAUAGAUUUAUCAUCCUGUACCCAAUGGUACCGAAUGGUGGAGUUUUACUACUGGCGCGAGAGCAGCGGCAAGUCCAGACUCGAGUGUGUGGUGUUGUUCCUGCCGGACGUGUGGUCGGCGCAGCCGUCGCGUGUCGACUGGACCACGGUUCAGGAGCGAUAUAAAGCAGCGUGCGACGCGACAUUACGUCAGCUCGACGGCGACGAGCCGGAGCCGGACCCCAAGGGCGACGCGCCGGGGCCGAGUUGCGAAGAUUCAGCGGAGAAAUCCCAAAUUGAUGCAACAAGCUUUGAGAAUACAACAAUAACCAUUGAUGAAAACUAUGAGGACUAUGAACUGAAACCGGAGCCAACACACUAUUCAAAUAUUAACUUGCGUAGUCUAACAGUGGAACAACUGCGACAAGAACUACAGGCUCGGAAUGCUAAUUCCACAGGUCUCCGAACUCAAUUAAUGUCCCGUUUGUCAAAACUUCUUAAAAUUGAAAAAGAAAAGGACGGUAAAGAUGAGGACAUUAUGGAGGUAGAAGAUGAUGAAGCAGAAAAUAAAAAUGAAAACGCUGGACAAACAGAAAAUAAAAAUCAUGAGGAAGAAAGUGACACGAAAGAAGAGGCACAAGUGGAAAAUAACACUGCAAUAAUGCAACAAGAAGACAGCAAAAACAACAAAGAUAAUUCUGUAGAAAUAGAAGCAAUUGAAAAAAAAGAAGAAAAACCUAAAGAACCUAAAACUGAAAAGGAAUUAGAGGAAGAAAAGAAAAAGUUGGAGAAAGAAAAACAAGCAGUCAAGUUACGAUAUGAGUUGCCAUCUACACCUCACAUCAUUGUACACCCGUCCAAUACAGCCAAGAAUGGCAAGUUUACUUGCAGUGUUGCUACUCUAUCAUUGUUAUUGGAUUACAGAAUUACAGACAACAAGGAACAUAGUUUUGAGUUAUUUGUAUUUGCGGAGUUAUUUAACGAAAUGCUGAUGCGAGAUUUUGGUUUCUACAUAUACAAAACUCUUUACACACUGCCCGAAAAAACUGAAGAUGUGAAAGACAAGGAGAAGACAGAUGAAAAGGUAGAGAAGAAAGAUGAGAAAAAGGUAGAAGAGAAGAAAGAUGACAAAAACAAUGACAAGGAUAGGAAAGAAGAUAGAGGCAGAGAUUCAAGAAGACGUGAAAGAAAAGAUUCGCACAGUGAUGAUGAAAGAAGUAGUUCACCAAAGCGCAAGAGUCGCGGAGUGGAUCUACCUCCGGACCCGUACCUGCUGUUAUCUCUCGUGUACUUUGAUACAUCUCGUUGUGGCAACAUCUCUAAGAAGGAUUUACAGAAUCUGUUCAUGAGCCUUGGCUUACAACUGUCUAGGUCACAGAUACGAGCUAUACUUGAGAAAGUCUGCAUAAAAGAUACAUUUAGCUAUAAGUUACUAACACAAGCUAUCAAAGACCUGGCUUCGGGAGCUGGAGAUGCUAUGCAGGAUCUACCACUAGAUACAUCAGCUGCUAGCGACGUCCCACCUCAUAUUGCUGAACUAGAAGCUGUUAUCGCUGCAGGUAAUCGGGAACUUUUGCCUGUAUUUGGUAAAGCAGUCGAUGAAGAUGGCAAAGAGAAGUCAGUUACUGCAGAUGUCAGUGAUACAGGUAUUGUGGUAUACAAGUCGCGGGUGAUAGACGUGGGUGCGAUGGUGGAGGCGGCCGGGCGGGCGGCGGGCGAGCGCGCGCGGCUCGACGCUGCGCUGGAGAACGCGCGCGCGGCACUGCGAGCUGCGCGCGCCGCCGCCGCCUCCACGCAGCAGGCGGAGCGCGGUGCGCAGACACAGCUCUCCGACCUCAGCGCGCAGCUCGCCGCCGCCAAGGCCAAGCUCACAUCGCUCACUGCAAGUUCCAAGAUAUUCCAUUCAACAUUGAAAAGUAUUCAGAGCAAAGUAGAAGCGGUCGUCAACAUCAAGUACGACGAUGACGAUGACGUAGUCGAAAUUAUUAAUGGACCUUCUAAAGAGGAAAAACAAACAAAGGCUGAAAAAUCAAAAUCUGAAGUUGAAAAAGAUGUAGAAAAAUCUACAGAUAAAAGUGAAGUUAAAGUUAUUGAUGACAUUAAGUUGCAAGAAAGUGAUGGAAAAGACAAAGAAAGUGAAAUAACUUCAGUGAAUAUGGACAUUGAUGAUAGAGAAUAAGUUACAAUAUUAAGACCGACAAAGUUAUCUGACCCGGUGGGCAAAAGAAAACUGAGUUAUGUCAGCUUACUACCGCACUGUUGAUGUCGAAAAAGGUGAAAUUUUUUAAUACUAUAUAUGUAGGUUUUACAUAUUUUAUAACUGCAAUAACAGCACCUCUCAACGGGAAAGAUAUCAUUGUUGGACUAAUUGA
Molecule: messenger RNA, 3781 nt
Organism: Papilio machaon (common yellow swallowtail)
Lineage: Eukaryota; Metazoa; Arthropoda; Insecta; Lepidoptera; Papilionidae
Product: cell division cycle and apoptosis regulator protein 1
Exons: 15
Coding region: 145-3588 (1147 amino acids)
Biological process (GO): regulation of DNA-templated transcription
Cellular component (GO): nucleus
Source: RefSeq, a predicted model, not a curated record